AUAUCCAAUGAUGCGGUAUGUGGAUGAAGAGCACGUUGCCAUCAAACCCAUGUCAAAGGAGUUUUAUGAAAUUAUCGAUGCUAUCUUGAAUUCUGAGUACUACACUUCAGACCCUGAUGAAGCAUGUCUUUUCAUUCCGCCCAUUGAUACCUUAAAUGAAAAUAACCUGAGGAAAGAUGAGAUUGCUAAAGCUUUAGCAAUGCUACCACACUGGUCUGAAGGAGAAAACCACCUUCUUUUCAACAUGUUGCCUGGAACGCCACCAGAAUUUGACACAACCUUAAACUUGGCUCGUGGCAAAGCUAUUGUGGGUGGGGGUGGAUUCUCUUCCUUGACGUACCGCAGGGGUUACGAUGUUUCUCUCCCGGUAUAUAAUCCAGCUCAUCAAAAUACACCUUUGAAAAGAAAACCUCUUGGAAAACGCCAGUGGUUGAUGGUAUCAUCUCAGCCCAACAUUCACCGAGACUACCGGGAAGACUUAGAAGCCCAGCUGUUGGAAAAACACACAGAUGAGAAAGAUCUCCUUAUUCUUGACAAGUGUGCUCCAUACUCCAAUCUGACAGUACGAUGUAGAGGAUCUGAUAUGUAUCAGUAUCCUCAAAUAUUAAGUGACGCAAAAUUCUGUCUUGUAAUCCGUGGUGGUCGUCUUGGACAAACCACUCUAUAUGAUGCUAUGCAAGCUGGAUGUGUGCCUGUAAUCAUAGCAGAUUCAUAUGUCCUACCAUUUUCUGAGGUAAGUUAAUGGAAAGAGGCAGCAGUGCAGAUAUAUGAGGAAGAUCUGCCUACUGUAAUGCAAACCAUCAAAACUGAGAUUUCUGAGGAGCGGUUAGAAGAAAUGCACAAACAGGUUCUUUGGUUGUAUGAAAAAUAUUUUUCAACAAUGGAAGCAAUUACACUCACAACUCUGAAGAUCCUGAAUGAUCGAGUCUUCCCAGCACAUGCCCGUUCAUUAGAACAAUGGAACAGACGUCCCAUACCAACAGCAGUGAGCAACCCGCUCUUCCUCCCAAUCACUGCACCUGUGAAUGAAGGAUUCACUGCAGUUAUUCUCACUUAUGAUCGUUUAGAGUCGCUAUUUCAGGUUAUCCAGACAAUGGUACAGGUGCCAUCACUGUCAAAGGUGUUAGUAGUUUGGAAUAAUCAAAAGAAACCACCACCUCAGGCAUCAAUGUGGCCCAAGAUCAGUGUCCCACUCAAAGUUGUACAAACAAGAGAGAACAAAUUAAGUAAUCGUUUUUACCCAUAUGAAGAAAUUGAAACUGAAUGUAUUCUUGCUAUCGAUGAUGACAUAAAUAUGAUGACUGCAGAUGAGUUGGAAUUUGGAUACCAGGUCUGGCGUGAGUUUCCAGAUAGAAUUGUUGGCUUUCCUCCACGGAAUGUUUUGUGGAGUAAUGACACCAGAAGUUGGAAGUAUGACUCGGAAUGGACAAAUGAGGUUUCCAUGGUGCUGACGGGGGUAGCAUUCUACCACAAGUAUUGGUCAUACGUUUAUACCACACAACUCCCUGGUAACAUCAAGGAGUGGGUUGAUGCCAAUAUGAACUGUGAAGAUAUUGCCAUGAACUUCCUUGUUUCAAAUCUCACAGGCAAAGCUCCAAUAAAGGUGACCCCGAGAAAGAAGUUCAAGUGCGGGGAAUGCACAAGUGGAGAUCUUUCUGCCAAUGAAGCUCAUAUGGUCGAGCGCUCACAGUGCGUCAGUCACUUCACACAUGAGUUUGGGACAAUGCCCCUGAAGACUGUGGAGUUCAGAGCAGAUCCUGUUCUGUACAUGGACAAUUUUCCGGAGAAGUUAAAGCUUUACAACAACAUGGGAAGCCUUUGAAUAGAAAGAGUAGAGUUGUAGGUUUGUAGAGUAGAAAAUUAUAUUGUGGAUAUUUUACUGAAAAGAAUAGGCCUGUCAGUUAUUGUACAACUUCGUUUAUCUGAAACUAAACUGAUGAAUAAUGACCAUUAUUCGGAAGACUUGGCCAUUUAGAAUAUUUUUUAAGAAGAAAUAUUUAGUCAUUAAUCUACGAAUAUUUAGAUAAUAAUUGACAUUAUGCUUUAUAUAAGUGUUCAAACUUGUGUAAAUGUUGCUUGUUAGGAAUAACUAGCUUAGGUAAUGAAUAUGUCUUGCUGCUCGUUUAUGAAAAUUGUUUUAUAUUCAGUUAUAUAGAUGUAUGAUUUUUUGUCAUUUGUGCAAUAAAAUGAUAUUUUUUAUUUUUUAUUUUCUA
Penaeus indicus is the source of this 2213-nucleotide messenger RNA. Its product is annotated as exostosin-2-like. The record is from RefSeq and is a predicted model, not a curated record. Gene Ontology annotation, cellular component: membrane. The transcript has 11 exons. Lineage: Eukaryota; Metazoa; Arthropoda; Malacostraca; Decapoda; Penaeidae. Gene Ontology annotation, molecular function: glycosyltransferase activity.